AUGUCAGAAACUCCAAAGAAAAAAAGACACAUAGUGAUGACACCAUUCAUGGCACAUGGUCAUCUAAUUCCCUUCCUUGCACUAGCAAGAAAAAUCCAAGAAACAACAUCUUCCACCUUCACAAUCACAAUAGCCACCACUCCUCUCAACAUUCAAUAUCUCAAAUCUGCAAUUUCCACAACCUUUUCUGAUAUCUCAAUCCAUCUUGCAGAUCUACCUUUCAACCAUAGGCAAUAUGGUUUACCACCAAACAUAGAGAACACAGAGAAGCUUCCUUUAACUGAUGUCAUCAAACUCUUUCAUGCUUCAACAAGCCUUGAAGCUCCUCUUAGUUCUUUGAUAUCAAACAUCACAGAACAAGAGGGUCAUCCUCCAAUUUGUGUUAUAUCAGAUGUGUUUCUUGGUUGGGUUACCAAUGUUGCAAAGAGUUUAGGUAGUAGGAGUAUAACUUUCACAACUUGUGGUGCUUAUGGAACUUUGGGUUAUAUCUCUAUUUGGUCUAAUCUACCUCAUAGAAGAACAGAUUCUGAUGAGUUUUGGACUCCAGGGUUUCCUCAAAACUACAGAUUUCAUAGAACUCAGUUGCAUAGACAUCUAAGAGAAGCUGAUGGAACUGAUGGCUGGUCAAAAUUCUUCCCUCCACAGAUAGCACUUUCUAUGAAAUCUGAUGGGUGGAUUUGCAACACUGUUGAGGAGAUUGAGACUUUAGGGUUGGAACUAUUGAAGAACUAUCUUCAACUUCCUGUUUGGUGUGUUGGUCCCCUUCUUCCGCCAAAGAGUUCGAAUUCGAAGUACCGUGCUGGAAAAGAAUCCGGCAUAGCUCUUGAAGAAUGCAUUGAGUGGCUUGAUUUGAAAGAUGAGAGUUCUGUUCUUUACAUUUCUUUUGGAUCACAGAACACAGUAAGUGCUUCACAAAUGGCGGCUUUAGCUGAAGGGUUGGAAGAAAGUGGAAUUUUUUUUAUUUGGGUCAUUAGACCACCUUUUGGUUUCGACAUUAAUGCAGCGUUUAAGGCAGAAUGGUUACCAGAAGGAUUCGAAGAGAGGAUGAAACGUAGCAAAAGGGGUUUGUUGGUGCAUAAAUGGGGACCUCAGUUGGAGAUUCUAUCACACAAAUCAACAGGAGCAUUUCUAAGUCAUUGUGGAUGGAAUUCUAUUUUGGAGAGUCUUAGUCAAGGAGUGCCAAUUAUUAGUUGGCCACUUGCAGCAGAACAAGGAUACAAUGCAAAGAUGUUGGUGGAAGAAAUGUGCGUAUCUGUGGAAUUGACAAGAACUGUGGAAAGUGUGAUUUCUAAGGAUGAUGUAAAGAGCGUUAUAAAAAUAGUUAUGGAUCAAGAAGGGAAGGGAAAAGAGAUGAAGGAAAAGGCAAAUGAGAUUGCAGUACACAUGAGAGAGGCAACAAUAGAUAGAGGUGAAGAAAAGGGGUCUUCAUUGAGAGCAAUUGAUGAUUUAGUUAGAACCAUUUUACAAAUAUAA
Lathyrus sativus (Indian pea) is the source of this 1473-nucleotide messenger RNA. NCBI's taxonomy places the organism in Eukaryota, Viridiplantae, Streptophyta, Magnoliopsida, Fabales, Fabaceae. The record is from the annotation of a GenBank genome assembly.